This is a messenger RNA of Tupaia belangeri chinensis (Chinese tree shrew), 1647 nucleotides long. RefSeq names its product keratin, type II cytoskeletal 73. NCBI's taxonomy places the organism in Eukaryota, Metazoa, Chordata, Mammalia, Scandentia, Tupaiidae. Gene Ontology annotation, molecular function: structural constituent of skin epidermis. The record is from RefSeq and is a predicted model, not a curated record. Gene Ontology annotation, cellular component: keratin filament. Gene Ontology annotation, biological process: keratinization; intermediate filament organization.
AUGAGUCGCCAGUUCACCUGCAAGUCGGGAGCUGCCAAGGGAGGCUUCAGUGGCUGCUCAGCAGUGCUCUCCGGGGGCAGCUCGUCCUCCUAUCGGGCAGGGGGCAAAGGGCUCAGCGGGGGCUUCAGUAGUCGGAGUCUCUACAACCUGGGGGGCACCCGGACCAUCUCCUUCAACUUGGCCAGUGGCAGUGGGCGGGCAGGGAGCUAUGGGUUUGGCCGGGGCCGGGCCAGUGGCUUUGCUGGCAGCAUGUUUGGCAGUGUGGCCCUGGGGCCCACGUCCUUGACCGUGUGCCCACCUGGAGGCAUCCACCAGGUCACUGUCAACAAGAGCCUCCUGGCGCCUCUCAAUGUGGAGCUGGACCCUGAGAUUCAGAAGGUGCGCGCCCAGGAGCGGGAGCAGAUCAAGGCGCUGAACAACAAGUUCGCUUCCUUCAUCGACAAGGUGAGGUUCCUGGAGCAGCAGAACCAGGUGCUGGAGACCAAGUGGGAGCUGCUGCAGCAGCUGGACCUGAACAACUGCAAGAAAAACCUGGAGCCCAUCCUCGAGGGCUACAUCAGCAACCUGAUCCCCGAGGCCUACAGCAGCAACCGGCGGAAGCAGCUGGAGACACUGUCUGGGGACAGGGUGAGGCUGGACUCGGAGCUGCGGAGUGUGCGAGACGUGGUGGAGGACUACAAGAAAAAGUAUGAAGAGGAAAUAAACAAACGCACAACCGCUGAGAAUGAAUUUGUGGUGCUAAAGAAGGAUGUGGAUGCAGCUUAUAUGAGCAAGGUGGAGCUGCAGGCUAAGGUGGAUGCCCUGGAUGGAGAAAUCAAGUUCUUCAAAUGCCUGUAUGAGGGGGAGAUUGCUCAGAUCCAGUCCCACAUCAGUGACACGUCUGUCAUCCUGUCCAUGGACAACAACCGGAACCUGGACCUGGACAGCAUCAUUGCUGAGGUCCGCGCCCAGUAUGAGGAGAUCGCCCUGAAGAGCAAGGCGGAGGCCGAGGCGCUGUACCAGACCAAGUUCCAGGAGCUCCAGCUGGCAGCUGGCCGACAUGGAGAUGACCUCAAACACACCAAGAAUGAGAUCUCGGAGCUGACCCGUCUCAUCCAAAGACUGCGCUCGGAGAUUGAGAGUGUGAAGAAGCAGUGCUCCAACCUGGAGACGGCCAUUGCUGAUGCUGAGCAGCGGGGGGACUGUGCCCUCAAGGAUGCCCGAGCCAAGCUGGACGAGCUGGAGGGUGCCCUGCACCAGGCCAAGGAGGAGCUGGCCCGGAUGCUACGCGAGUACCAGGAGCUUCUGAGCGUGAAGCUGUCCCUGGACAUUGAGAUCGCCACCUACCGCAAGCUGCUGGAGGGCGAGGAGUGCAGGAUGUCUGGAGAGUACACCAACUCUGUGAGCAUCUCGGUUAUCAGCAGCUCCACAGCCGGGACUGCAGGUGCAGGCACUGGCUUUGGGUUCGGCAAUGCCAGCACCUAUGGCUACCGAUCCAGCUCUGUUGGCGGGGGCCAUGGCCUGUUGUCCGGGGGCUGUGUCACGGGCAGUGGGAACUGCAGCCCCCGUGGAGAGGCCAGGACCAGGCUGGGGAGUGCAAGUGAAUUCAAGGAACCCCCAGGGAAGACCUCAGCUCUGACUCCACCUGCUAAGAAAACCACAAGAUGA